Molecule: messenger RNA, 3633 nt
Organism: Helianthus annuus (common sunflower)
Lineage: Eukaryota; Viridiplantae; Streptophyta; Magnoliopsida; Asterales; Asteraceae
Exons: 8
Coding region: 471-740 (89 amino acids)
Source: RefSeq, a predicted model, not a curated record
GUUUCAAAUUUCAAAAUUACAUCGAUACCUCUAUCCAAUUCUCCCUCUCUCUCUUUUCUCUGUAGAGAGAAGACACUCAACAACAAUCGCCUCCACCAAUUCAACAUAUGUUUAUCCCUUCUUCCCAUUCCUACAUAUUCAUCGUAGAUCAGAGAGUAAACAACUCUCUUCAAUCUUGGAUUUGCUGCCUCCUUGAAGACGUUUCUCUUCGCUGAUUAUUUACAAGGAUUGAAGAUGAUCAAGGUGAUGAAUGGCAUAAAGAUUUCAGAGACGUUUUCAAAUUUAGAUCUGUUAUUUCAAUUGUAUCAUUUUCAAAUCCUUUGAAUUCUGUAAUUCUGUUUAAUUCGAUCUAUUCAUCUCUUCAACAACUAGGGUUUGGUAAGUAGAGAUUCCGACGAUCUAUGGCAUAAACAAGCUUGAUUCAUCAACAAGGGUUUUUGAAAUUGAUUUACUAUACAGAGGAGAAGAAGAUGGAUAAUGAGAAGAUGAAUGCCUUACGAAAACUGAUUCCAGAUUUAUAUAAGCAGCAUGCUUAUGUAAAAUUAUGCAAAAAUUCAGGCGGAAGGCGUUGGCAUUUGGCAAUGACACUAAAUUCGUCGCUGGAAUCUAAGUUACAAAGUGCAGCACCCCUUGGGGAGAGAAUCCUGCUGGUGAAGUCGAUACGGAUGCUAAACCGUUUAAAAGGCACUCUGCACAACGGUCACCAGCUACAACUCACAAGACCCAACUGUAGCUUGUAGUUAUGGCUCCAUUAUUUCAGCCGCGGGUAACCCAGCUGCCGCCACGACCCGCAUUCUCCAACUGUGAUUAGAUUCAGCCUGUUUUGACUCGCUUCGGUAAUGAAGUCAGUUUUAACUAUUUAAGUCAUGGGUAGUUUAGUUUUUGUUUAUUUUGGUAUUAGUGGUCGGUCAUGUCCACAGUGGUGAUAUAGUUUAUAUUCAUGCUUCAUCAAACAAUUUUAUAAUUUUAUGAUAAAAAUGAUUUUUGAAGAAUAAUGUCUUUUGCGAAUUACGAAGCCUAAACCGUUGGUUAUUAAUCGGUAUUUGACCUGUCUGGUUUAAACCGGUUUUAAAUCACCAGCUAAAACAAUUCACUACAUUACUACAACACCACUUAAUGUAAAGAACAGGUUGUUAACUUUAGUAAUAAAAAAAUAUUUUCCAAAUACGCCUUGCUGGUCACAGUUUUACUACCCUUUAUAAAAAAAUAUGUACAUGUAUGAUGAGGGCCAUUUUAACUGUCUUGUCUCAUAACGACCCAUUUUAACUAUUCAUAAACAUUAGGGCAUAAACACGACGAUUUCUCAUGCUAUCACCGUAGCAUAAACAUUAGGACAUAAACACGACGAUUUCUCAUGCUAUCACCGUAUCAUGAAAGUUGAAACAAAAAAGAAACGAACAUGCUUAUAAAUUAACUGUCAUGUAAGUAGUUAAUCUUGUAUAAUGUGCACAUCAUGGUCAGAUACAGGACAAGGCAGAAUUGUUCUUUGAAUUGUGUUCAUCAAGUUUUUGAUCAAAUGCCUAAUUAAGUUUUGAUUCUGCAGGAGGGCUGGGAACGACCGGAAGUUGUGUUUGCUGUGUGACCGAGGUAUAAUCGAAUUGAAGUUUGUAGAAGUAAUUUUAUACAUCAGCUUCAAAAGGUACUUAACUUUCAUUGAAUUGAAGUUUUUCAUAGAUCUUAACUAUUUCUAUGAUCACCAUCAAAUGCAACUAACAAAGAAUCAAUAAAAUGCUAAUAAAACAUUAGAAUCAAUUGAUCAAACAACUAAACUUGAGUCUGUAAGAGUACCAUAUUGAGUGCUGUUGCCCCUAAUGUAGCUUUCGACUUUAGCCCUAGAAUAUCUACAAGUACCAAAUAAUCUUAAUUUAAUUAAAAUUUAGGAAAAAGUUACCCGUGUUUGUUGAAACUGUUUCGCUUCCAAAAUUGUUAAAGUCAGCACAUAAAUGAACAUUAAACAGAUCAUCCAUGGUACCAAACAACAAUCUUAAGAAAAAAUUUAAGAUGAAAUAUUUUCUAAUUUAUCGAAAAUGGAACACCGUCUCUUUAUCUUCAAACUCAUGAAAAGAUGUAAAACUAAACUGUGAUAAAAAAAAAUUAAUACUUAUAAAAUAUGAAGUAUUAAGAAAGUAGCAAUUACAUAUAAAAAAGAAAACUAAUCAGACACAUCUAAGUCUAAUUGCAAGAAUCAAGGAACUUUAACUUCAACUCCAUGGAGCACUGAACCUCUCGGUGUAUCUCAAUAAUCUUUCUCAUGAACUCCAGAUCUCUUUCUCCACAUUCUAUAUUACUCGCAACACACAGGUCACGAACGGAAGUAGUUGGCAUCGCCCUCAAGUCCCUCGAAACCUGGUCUCUUGUCAGCAGACCAACUUCCAAUCUGUUAAAACACCUCUUCAACUCUUGAAGAGUAGACCUAUCAGCCAAAACUUGGUCUUCGAUUUGUUUAAUAAAGCGUUGCUUGAAAUCGUCAGAUUUUGCAGAAGUAUAUGACUCCAUUUUAAUAUAUUUAUAAGAACUAAGGCAAAACAAUAAUAGUUGCACUUCUGUUUCACUGAAUGAAUCUGUUUUGAUGAAAAAACUUUUUAUUGGCAAUGCUAUUAUAUAGUAUAUGUAACAGACCAAAGGUCAGCUUUAAAGGCAAACAUUAAAUAAACAUUUAUACUUAAAAACCAUGUACAUUUAAUGAUUUAAGAGUCAAAAACGUGUAUAUGGGAAAUGCCUGUUCAGUUAUCCUAUUAACCAUUUUAAUGCAAAACCUUUGAAAAAUGAGUUUCCAUGGGAAAACAAGUAAAAUUAAAUAUGUAGAAUACCAAGGAACAAAAUUGAAACCUUCAAAAAAAGGUUAUCAUAAUUAGGAGAUGUCUCUUCAUUUACCCUAUCAAAGAUUUUAAACACUAUAAAGCAUCAUUAUUAUUUUACUUGAAAACAUCAACACUUCAAUUUAAAAAAAAAAACGUUCAUCCUAAAACAAAUUGUCCAAAAACACUUACAUUCUUUCUAAAUGGCAAGGAAAACCUUCUACCACUGGUCCGAUACUACUGAUCUUAAAAUCGAAUUUUCAACCUGGUCACUCCAAGAACAGAGAAACGCUGAAGAACUCAACCAAAACGUUGCUAUUGUUAGUGAUAAAUAUUAUAAGCAAACCUGGAGUAGCAUUGCACUGCUGGAUGAAGUUGCCUCUUCUACUCCAACAGAGUUUAAAGAAAAAGCAGAAGAGUUUAUUACAAAUUUGCUGAAACAGGAUUAGAAGACCUGUGAUAUGCUAGCUGAUCUACAAAUUAAAACAAAAAAUGAAAUUGCAUGGAAGAAGGCGAGAGAACGAGAUAUUCUAUUAAGUGUUAAUUGUAAUGUUUAAUUUUUAAUUUUUAUUAUUUUUCAAAAUCACAAUUUUGUAAUACUAUGGUUUAAUAUUGAAUAUUCAAAGUUUCGAAAUCAGAAUUUUGCAAUUUCAGUUUUACCUGUUUCUUUUAUCCUAGAUUGCUACUGGUUGGUACAAUGCCCUUAUUGUAAAUUUCUUUUAUCCAAGAUUGCUACUGGUUGGUUUAAUGAAGAUGUCAAUGGACCUAAUUAUAAUUUUGGAACCCAAACAUGCUACAGGUUUAUUUAAUAAAGAUUUAGUUUUCUGAUAUUAAU